Molecule: messenger RNA, 1289 nt
Organism: Oryzias melastigma (Indian medaka)
Lineage: Eukaryota; Metazoa; Chordata; Actinopteri; Beloniformes; Adrianichthyidae
Product: lymphocyte antigen 75
Exons: 2
Coding region: 152-835 (227 amino acids)
Source: RefSeq, a predicted model, not a curated record
CGGGAGAGAUUCCAGAUUCACUGCUUCUGUGGACCUCACCUCUGGCUUGACUUGCGCCCCCAGCUGUCCAUCUGGAUGAGACCCAUCAUCAUGUGGUUGUAGAGAAGGAUAAGCCAAUUCUUCUCCUGUUCUGUUCAGACGCUGAAGCAGGAUGGAGAAGCUCGUCCUCGUGCUGCUCGCCGCUGCCGCCGCUCGCAGUUUGGCCGCAAAGCACGUCUUCGUCUCCACGAGGCUCUCCUGGACCGACGCUCAGGAGUUCUGCAGGAACAGCUACACCGACCUUUCACCCCUCACCAACUACCUGGAGACGCUGGUGUUCAGACAGUCGGUGAGCGAUGACCAGUCUGGAUGGGUCGGCGUGUACUGGACCACUUCCAGAUGCAGCUGGUCGGGAACGUCAGGCCUUCAACAAACUUUAAACGUUUCUCUUCUCUGGAAAUAUGAAAGGCUAUUUGUGGCGAAAAAACUUGAACUCCGAGGUUUCUUCUGCCUGAACCUGAUCGUGGUCCAGGAGGAGAAGACCUGGGAGGAGGCUCUGGAUCACUGCAGGGAGAACCACCACGACUUCACCAGCCUGAUCUCCCAGACCGAGAACCUGCUGGCCCAGAACCAGAUCCAAAACUCCACCAUCACUCAGCGGGUGUGGGUCGGUCUGCGCUUCCUGGGGGACACCUGGAUGUGGGUGAACAGCAACCCUCUGUCGUAUCAAGCCUGGACCCAAACAGGAGAUCAGGACCAGCACAGUCCGGUCUGGAAGCGCUGUGGAGCUCUGACCAAACAGGGAGAGUGGGAGAACCGAGACUGUGAGGAGAAACUCCACUUCAUCUGCGUCUGAGCGGCAGAACCACGAUAAAGAUCUGAGCUUCACAGAGAAGUUUCUAGAAGAUCUGGUCCACAUUUACUGAGUUAUGUUUUCAUUUUAAGAUUAUUAAAGUCACAUUUUGGGAUGUUGUCGUUUUUAUCUCAUCAAUCGACACUAGAAAUGAUUCUCUGAUCAGUGAUUUAGGAACAAAAUGUUCAAGAAAAAAAGAUAAAUUUGACUUUAAAUGUAUUAUAAAUCUAUAAAAAAGAGAACAUCUGUUGUACCUGAACUUGUUUAAAUGAUAAUUAAGUUUUUGUUUUUUUUUUCAUUUAAAGUUUCACAAAAAACACUUUUUAGUUAUUAAAUGAAAGUUUGUUUUAAUUUAGAGUUUCAUUAUAUUUAAUAAACUGAAACUUUGCUAUGACUGUUUCUUUACUAAUAAAUGUCUCUUUAAACGUUUGCAACAACAAUAAAUUGUUCAAAAUAU